Molecule: messenger RNA, 2742 nt
Organism: Closterium sp. NIES-65
Lineage: Eukaryota; Viridiplantae; Streptophyta; Zygnematophyceae; Desmidiales; Closteriaceae
Source: the annotation of a GenBank genome assembly
AUGGGAGCAUCUGGGAUUGGGUCUGAGAAAUCCGCGGGAGACGCGCGGCAGCGGAAAGUUAGGGGGAAAGCUGCCGCGGAGGCUGCAGCAGGGGGGGACGGCGGCGGGGGAAAGGGGACGGGGGGAGCACGCGCGGGGAAAGGCGGAGGCGGGGAGUUAGUCGCAACGGUGGAGCUGGGCGCAAGUGGAAGCGGAAACGGAAGCGGAAGCGGAAGCGGAGGGGGGAAUGAAUUGAGGGAUGGUGCAGAGGGCGAGAGGGAUGACGCACCCGCGCAUGCUCUUACCAUUCCUCAAAGAGGAGGUUCGGCAUCCAGCACUCCGGACCGGCAGAGGUUUGGGCCGAGCCAAAGGGGAGGGCUGUUUGAGAGUCCGCAAAUGCAGGGGCGGCCAAGGGGGGGUGAGAUUUCAGCCGACGAACAUGCUGAUGAUGAAGGGAGUGAGGGAGGGAGUGAGGGAGAUGAGGAGGAUGAGGAGGAGGAGGACGACCAGGAGGAGGAGGGUAGUGAGGAGGAGGAUGAUGAUUUUGAUGAUGAUGACGAUUACAGUACCACGGACACGAGCACAGGGUCAGACUAUACAGAGGAUGAGGAUGAGGACGAAGAGGAAGAGGAGGACGAUGAGGAAUCUUCUAGCAUCGCGCAGGCCAAGGCACAACGUGCCGAAGCUGAGCGCCUAGCCGCCGAAGCUGCAGCGGAGGCUCGGGCGCGCGAGCGGGAAGGUUCGGCGGUGCGGGUGGCUCGGGCUGCUGUGGUGGAGAGGAGUCAACUGGUGGGGGUGCUGGAAGGGGAGAGGAGGGAGGCUGAGGCGAGAAUGAGAGAAGCAGCAGAGCAGCACAGGAAGAAGGCAGAGGAGCUGAGAGCGCGUGUGAGGAGAGGAUUCGAGGCGGUGACAGCAGAGAGCCAAUCACACGCUGCCACGCGCAAGGAGCGGGCGGCACGGGAGGCGCACUACGAGACGGAGGCGGCAAGUGGCAUGGCGGCACUGGCUGCCGCCCAGAGAGCUCUAGAAGAGAAGGUUGAGCUUCUAACGUCUGAUUGGUCCACGGUGCACCGGCUGACGGAGGAGAUAGAGCAAUUGGAGCAACGGGUUCAGUGGGCAGAGGCCGAGGGAGAGGCAGCGGGAGCAGCAGAGGAAGGGGCAGAGGCGGGGAGGUGGGAGAAGGGGAGAGAGGAGGAGGGAGCAGCUGCGAAUGUAGGGGGCGGAGCAGCUGCAGGAGAAGGAGCAGCUGGCAGGCACGGGGCAGCAGAGGGAGCAGAGGGGGCAGGAUUGGGAGGAGAUGCAGGAGGGAGUGAUGGUGGUGGGACAAUGUCUGUUGCUCUGCUGCGUCAGCAACUGGAGGAUGCUGAGUCAGCAACCGCCCAGCAGCAGGCAGAGUCAGAGGUGGAAUCAAAUCUCCUGUCAAGGCUACAGCAGUUAACGGAGCGGCUUAUAUUGAAGCAGCAGCAAGUAGAGUCCCUACAGAUCGAAAAGUCAACCCUCUCCCUCCGCAUCGAGACGGAAUUCGCCGCCCUGCAAAAGGACAAACACCGCCUGUCCACCUUCCUCAGAAGCGGACGAAACCCCGCGUCGGCAGCUGUCACUGCACGUUUCCUCGCCAGCACACCGGGCCCACUUGCUGCUGACCUGGCAGCUGCUGCGUCAGCAGCGGAAGCAAGGGCUCUAGAGGAGGGAGGGGAGGAGGGAAUAGAGGGAGACCCGGGUCACAAGUUUCGACCACCUCUCGUUACAAUCACAGCCAUGUCUUCCCCGUUACUCGCCGCUAACGUCUACAUUUCCAUCGCGCGCUGCGCGUCUCUCCUCCAAUCGCUCGCCUCCUCUCUCGCCGCCUCCCGCGCGCCAACCAGAAUCCUCCACGUGUUCGAAGACGAGCCGUAUGCGCGAACGGGUGUGACAUUAGCGGGGCCUGCGCGGGAUCUGGAACGGACGGUGAUCCUGCUUUCGGGCCGAGCGAUCGAGACCGUUGAUCUGAGUCGCCACGUCGGCAGCCACCCGUGCAUCGGAGUGUUGGACCACGUGGCACUCCGGCCGCUGCUGCGUGCUGAGCUGGCAGACGCUGCAACGUCAGCGAGAAACGUCGGGCGGAAUCUGGGGCAGCAUCACGGAGUCCCCGUGCACCUGUACGGUGCUGCGAGCCCCACCAACCGCCCUCUGGACGCCAUUCGCCGCGACCUGGGAUACUUCCGACCGCCCGCAGCGCGUUCAGAGACAUCUGGGUUAGCUGAAACCUCUGUCAACGCUGCUGCCCAUCCCGAGCCUCCUUCCAUACCUCCUCCCGAGCCUCUGUCCACACCUCCCGAUUUGGGGCCCCUCCACCCGAACCCUCUCAAGGGCAGAGUUGCAGUUGGCGCCGCUCCGUGGGUGUACAAUUACAACAUACCCAUCCAAACCCCCUCCCGAGUCACCCAAACCACCCUGGCAGCGGCUAGAAGGGUGGCUAGGAGAGUGAGUGAGAGGGGAGGAGGGGUGGUGGGGGUACAGAGUAUGGCUUUAAUGCAUGGGGACAAGUGUGUUGAGAUAGCUUGUAAUAUAUCGGAGCCUGACGCGCCAGCUACUGGUUUAUCGGAGUGUGAUUCGCCAGCAGCACCGGUGAAGGGGGCUUUGAAGCCUGACGCAGCGGCAGCAGCACUGCAAGUGCAGAGAGCAGUGGAGGAAGGGGUAGAGAGAGAGGGAGCGCUGGGGCAGACAGCAGUGAAGAGGGUGGGAGACAGGGCAUGGGACGGUUGGAGGAGGCAGGGUGGCUGA